Closterium sp. Naga37s-1 is the source of this 4722-nucleotide messenger RNA. NCBI's taxonomy places the organism in Eukaryota, Viridiplantae, Streptophyta, Zygnematophyceae, Desmidiales, Closteriaceae. The record is from the annotation of a GenBank genome assembly.
AUGCUGCCGUACCUUUUUCCUGACCUUGCCGCCUUUGCCACAGUUGCUGACCUAGUUGCUCACCUCCGCACUAGUGACGCUCGCUACCGCGCUGCCCUUCCCACUGAGUUCCUUCCUACGAACUCCCCCCCCAUGUACAUCACCCUUUACUACCUAGUCACCCGCCUCCCUGACUCUCUCUCCUCAGUCAGGGAUCACUUUCUCUCCCUUUGCCCCACCGAGCUGACUGUCGACUUGCUAGAGGAGCGCCUUACUGCAGCUGAGAAGAGUAUCUUAGCUGUCGGUGCUUCUCGCGGCGACCGUCGCACCCCCUUCUUUGAGGGGUGUUCCCCUGUCCCCCUUCUCCCCUCUGUUGCCUCUGCUGCUGCUGUCGACCUCGUUGGCACUGAGGAGGUCGGCGCUGCGUCUGCCCCUAGUGGGCGACGCCGCACUGGCAAGGGCAAGGGAAGCAGGGGUGGUGGAGGGGGCGGUGGAGGCAGCGGUGGGGGAGGUGGAGGAGGUGGAGGUGGUGGUGGGGGUGGUUCCGGGAGUGGGGGCGUCGGUGGCGGCAGUGGAGGCCGUGGCGGCGGUGGCGGAGGAGGUGGCGGCGGCGGCAGCGGUGGUGGAGGCAGCGGAGGAGGUGGUGCUGGUCGCGGUGCAGCCACGCAGCGUGGAGGCCUUGGUCCCUGCACAUACGUUCUUCGCACCGGCACUCGUAGUGGGGAGGUGUGUGGUCUCCCACACACCACGCAGCGCUGCUUCGGCCGCUUGACUGACGCGUGGCGUACCCAGUUUCCUGACGCUGUUGAGCUUCCUCGUUGGCAUGAUCUGCUUCUGCAGAAUGUGCCUAUCUUUGAUCUAGACUUUGAUGCUAUCCUUGCUGCCAUGUAUGCUCUUGCUGAUAUUACUGAGGGUGACUGUUACCUGCGUGUCCCGCCCGACCCGGGCACUGUGGCUGCUGCUCUAGGUGCUAGUGCGGCUGCUGCUCUAGGUGCUAGUGCGUCUGCUGCUCCAGGUGCUGGAACGUCUCCUCUCUCUGGUACUGCACCUACUGAGUCCUUUCACACUUUCACACUUGACUCUGGUGCUUCGCGCUCUUUCUUUAGAGACAGCACCACGCUCACGCCGCUCAGUCGGCCUGUUGCGGUCUCCCUUGCUGACCCCUCAGGGGGCCCAGUACUUGCACACUCCUCCACUGUCCUACCGUGUCCUGCGGCCCCGUCGGGCUUGCUGUCGGGACUCCACCUCCCCUCGUUCUCUACGAACCUGGUGAGUGGAGCUGACCUCCAGGACGCGUGGGUUGACCAGUUCACCCCUGGAGGUCUAGUCCUUCGUCUGCCCCCUGCUCGUGUCGUCCUUUGGCACACGAGACUCUCCUUUGGCACCACCGCCUUGGUCACCCCUCCCUGCCUCGUCUUCGAGGGCCGACAGCGCGCCGCCCCUCACUCCUCGUUUCCUCCGACUGAGGCUCCUCUGCAGACUCUUCACAUGGACGUGUGGGGCCCAGCCCGCGUCCGUGGACAGGGUCACGAGCGCUACUUCCUCCUGGUCGUUGACGACUACUCGCGUUACACCACACUCUUCCCCUUGCGCAGCAAGGGUGAGGUCCCUAAGGUGUUGAUCGACUGGAUCCGUAGUGCUCGUCGCCAGCUCAGUGAGAGUUUCGGCUCAGACCUUCCUGUUCUGCGUCUGCACUCGGACAGAGGCGGGGAGUUUUCCUCCGACCUCCUGAGAGCCUUCUGUCGUUCGGAGGGCAUCCGCCAGACGUUCACGCUUCCGGCCUCCCCGCAGCAAAAUGGGAUUGCUGAGCGCCACAUUGGCAUGGUCAUGGACGUCGCUCGUACGUCCAUGAUCCAUGCGGCUGCUCCCCAUUUUCUGUGGCCGUUCGCGGUUCAGUACGCGGCACAUCAGAUCAACCUUCAGCCUCGUGUCUCCUUGCCGGAGACCACACCUACUCUGCGGUGGACGGGGAAGGUUGGCGAUGCGUCCGCAUUCCGUGUCUGGGGAUCUCGAGCUUUUGUCCGCGAUACUACCGCGGACAAGCUGUCCUCCCGUGCCGUUCCUUGUGUCUUCCUUGGCUUCCCUCCUGACGCACCCGGGUGGCAGUUCUACCACCCCACCUCGCGUUGUGUUCUGUCCUCUCAGGACGUCACGUUCGACGAGUCGGUGUCGUACUACCGUCUCUUUCCCUACCGCACUGCCUCUCCCCCCCCCCCCCCCCGCCGCUCUUCCUCGCACCAGGUAGACCCUACCGAGCCGGUCGAGGUAGAUGUCGACUCAGGUGCUGCUAGGGGUGCUUACCCUGCGGGUGCGGGGACUGGGGGUGCUGAGACUGGGGGUGCUGAGUCUGGGGGUGCUGAGCCUGGGGGUGCUGAGUCUGGGGGUACUGAGACUGGGCGUGCUGAGCCUGGGGGUGUGGCGCCUGAGGGUACUGCGUCUGGAGGUGCUGAGCCUGCGCGUGCUGGGUCUGGAGGUGCUCUAGGUGUCCCGUCGCGGCGGGAGCCCCUCUCUCCACAGCGGCUUCGUGAGUGGUACUCUCGGCGCUGUCGAGGUGCUGCUGGUGCUGGAGCUGCUGGAGGUGCUACUGGAGCUACUGGAGGUGCUGGCGCUGCUGGUGGUGGUGCUGGUGCUGGAGCUACUGGAGGUGCUGCUGGUGCUGGAGCUGCUGGAGGUGCUGGAGGUGCUGCUGGCGCUGCUGGAGGUGCUGGAGGUGCUACUGGAGCUACUGGAGGUGGUGGCGCUGCUGGAGGUGGUGCUGGUGCUGGAGCUGCUGGAGGUGCUGCUGGUGCUGGAGACCCUAGGGCUGAUGGUACCGGUUCUGUCUCUGCUGUUUUUGGAGUCGCUGCGCGGCCGCGGCCGUACUACGUUCCGCUCCUUCAGCAGUCGCAAUUGCAGCCGGCCUCUCCCCUGCCUGGUCCUUCUCCUUACUCUGGUCUGACUAGAGGUCUUACGGAGCGUCGUGAGCCUGAGUCUCGUCUUGUGUCGCCUGCGUCUCGUUCUGCAUCGCCUGUCCGCACUGUUCGCGCUGGUCGUGUUUCACGUCCGUGUCUUCCCCCUGUUCCAGGCACUCACUCUAUGACACUGCGUCCUUCUACUGCUUCACAGCGUGUCCCUCUGCCCUCUCCUCCUGCGUCCUCUCUUCCUGACGGUCCGGACCCGGAGUCUGACUCCCUUCGUGCUGCUAGUCCUACUGUCACGCGCUUUCUGGCCACUGCUGUCACUGACCCUCUGUUUGAGUCCUCUGCUGCGUCUGCUCUUGUUGCUGAGCUUGUUGACUUUGCUGCAGCCUGUCGCCUAGACUACGCCACUAGUCUUGUUGCUGAGUCUGCGUCUGCGUCUGUCUGUCCUCCGUCCGUCGGGGGUGAGUGUGCUCUUGGCACGGACGUCCUUGAGGACAGGCAGGAGGACCUUGAGUGCUUUGCUGCUGCUUCACCUCAUCUCGUGUCCAUGCUGCUUGCCCCUGAGGGAGACCCGGAUGCACUAGACAUCCCGACCCCGCGCUCUUACGUAGAGGCGAUAGAGGGUCCCUACUCCUCUCAGUGGCAGGCAGCCAUGGACGCAGAGAUGGCUUCCUGGAAGUCCACAGGCACCUACGUCGACGAGGUUCCCCCACCUGGGGCGAACAUCGUCAGUGGCAUGUGGAUUUUCAGGGUGAAGCGGCCGCCGGGUUCUCCGCCUGUCUUCAAGGCGCGUUACGUGGCUCGAGGCUUUAGUCAGCGGCAGGGAGUUGACUACUUUCAGACCUUCUCCCCGACCCCGAAGAUGACCACUCUUCGGGUACUGCUGCACGUUGCUGCUCAGCGUGACUACGAGCUCCACUCGCUUGACUUCAGCAUAGCCUUCCUACAGGGCAGCCUGCACGAGGAGAUCUGGCUGCGCCGCCCACCUAGCUUCACUGGGUCGUUUCCUGCUGGUACCCAGUGGAGCCUCCGGCGGCCAGUCUACGGUCUCCGCCAGGCGCCCCGUGAGUGGCACGACACGCUCAGGACGACUCUUGCUGCUCUUGGUUUUGCUCCUUCCACUGCUGACCCUUCUCUGUUUUUACGCACUGACGCUACUCUGCCGCCGUUCUACGUUCUUGUGUACGUAGACGACCUUGUCUUUGCUACUGCUGACACGGAGGCACUCGCCCACGUGAAGUCCGAGCUGCAGAAGAGACACACUUGCACAGACCUGGGUGAGCUGACAAGCUAUCUUGGCUUGCGGAUCACCCGGGACAGAGCACAGCGCACCAUUACCUUGACUCAGUCACACAUGGUGCAGCAGGUCCUUCAGCGCUUCGGCUUCACCUACUCCUCACCACAGUCCACUCCUCUGCCUACCGGUCACUCGCUCUCAGCUCCACCUUCGGACGAGUCCGUAGAGCCGAGUGGCCCGUAUCUAGAGCUUGUGGGCUGCCUCAUGUACCUGAUGACUUGCACACGACCUGACCUCGCAUACCCUCUCAGCCUUCUGGCUCGCUACGUGGCUCCCGGCAGGCACCGAAAGGUGCACUGGGAUGCUGCGAAGAGGGUGUUGCGAUACUUGUGCAGUACAUCGGGCAUGGGGCUCGUGCUUGGAGGAUGGGCUCGAGUUGUCCUCACUGGUCACGCUGACGCCUCCUGGGUUGACGACUUGGCUACGCAGCGGUCGUCACAGGGUUACACCUUCAGCCUUGGCUCCGGUUCUGUCUCCUGGCGGUCUACCCGCUCUUCUUCUGUUCUCAGCUCCAGUUGUGAGGCUGAGAUCUACGCUGGGGCGUAG